Cordyceps militaris CM01 is the source of this 1560-nucleotide messenger RNA. Its product is annotated as poly(A) polymerase, putative. The transcript has a single exon. The record is from RefSeq and is a predicted model, not a curated record. Gene Ontology annotation, molecular function: ATP:3'-cytidine-cytidine-tRNA adenylyltransferase activity; RNA binding. Gene Ontology annotation, biological process: tRNA 3'-terminal CCA addition. Bases 1 to 1560 code for a protein of 519 amino acids. NCBI's taxonomy places the organism in Eukaryota, Fungi, Ascomycota, Sordariomycetes, Hypocreales, Cordycipitaceae.
AUGGCGUUCCAGCUCCAAAUCCAGCUGCAGCCUGCCGAGCAGCUUCUCCGCGAGUUUUUACUAGAGGCCGCCCAGCAUUUUCCGGGACUCGAGAUUUGGAUCACAGGAGGCUGGGUUCGGGAUCGCCUAUUAGGGAUACCUUCCUCCGACCUUGACCUGGCGCUGAGUAAUCUGACGGGCAAAGAAUUCGGCACGUUUCUGCAGACCUUUUCCGCAACGCCAGAGAUCGAAGCCAAAUACACGCAAAAGGCAGCCAAGCUGGGCCUAUCCCGACCCUGCUUCUCGCGGUUUCACAUCACAAAGAAGAAUGCCAAAACGUGCAAGAAGCUGGAGACGGCCGGAGGUGUCCUGUUUGGCCUCGACGUGGAUCUGGUCAAUCUGCGGAAGGAAGUGUAUGACGGCCAGAGCCGGAAUCCGGAAAUGGAGUUUGGUACCGCUGCCGAGGAUGCAUCUCGCCGUGAUGCGACGGCCAAUGCGUUGUUCUUUCAUCUGGAAAGGAAAGAGGUGGUCGACUUUACUGGCCGGGGCCUCCAGGAUCUCCAGGCCAAGAUCAUGAGGACGCCUCUGGACCCCAAACAGACCUUGUUGGAUGACCCUCUGAGAGUCCUCCGUCUGAUUAGAGUGGCCGGCAAACUUGGAUUUUCCGUCGCCCCGGAAACUGCCCUGUGUAUGCAGGACCCGGAAGUGCAUGGCGCCCUCGACGCAAUGAUUACUCGCGAUAGAAUCGGUGCCGAGCUUGUCAAGAUGAUGACGAAUGAAAAUUCAGAGGCUAGUCUCAAACUCCUAUUUGAAUGCCGCCUUUAUUCACCCGUAUUCGUUCGGUUGGACUCAGCGUUACUCCAGCUGCUAGCAGCGCAGUGUUCUUCGUGGGGAAUUCGGUCUGCCUCUUCAGCGUGGCCAACACCCUUACCACGAGCAUACCGAACUCUUGCCCGGCUCUUAGAUGGCGGAGGCAGCUUAUCUUCCUUGAUUAUUCCAGACGACAAUAGACAUCUUCUCUGGAUAUUAGCGGCCUACUCACCAUUCGCCAGAUUGCGCCACACUCUACGCCAAGAGAUAGUACGAGAAGCAGCCAGUUCCAUCAGGGCUCCCGCCAGGGCAGUGAAACUUCUUGACGAGUCGCUGCGGAAUUUCGAUUCCAUUCGCAAUACAGUCAAUCGCUUACAUCGCUCCCGAGGCGAAUGUGGCAUGGCCAUCCGCUCUUGGGGGCCAGCAUGGACCGCUCAGCUCGCAUUCGUCAUGUUGGCGGAAGCGCUCGACGAAGAUGCAACAGACGACGAUGCCGCACGAGGCUGUUCCGAGAAUUUAUGGGAGAAAUUUUCGAGGUUCGCAGUAUACAUCUCUCAGGAGAAGCUGGAAAGGGCGUCGCUGGAGAGACCUCUUCUAAACGGCAGAGAAAUACAAGAGCUGUUUGGGCUCGAAGAGGGUGGCAAAUAUUUAAAGGGCAUAUUAGAUGAGUUGAUUCAAUGGCAAUUCAAUCAUCCUUCAGCCGCCAAAGACGACUGUCAGAACUGGCUCAGUCAGAAGAAAGACGACCUCUUAACGCCGACAAGCCGUUAA